This is a messenger RNA of Pristis pectinata (smalltooth sawfish), 4833 nucleotides long. Its product is annotated as SLIT and NTRK-like protein 1. Gene Ontology annotation, biological process: positive regulation of synapse assembly; regulation of presynapse assembly; axonogenesis. Gene Ontology annotation, cellular component: GABA-ergic synapse; glutamatergic synapse; postsynaptic density membrane. Gene Ontology annotation, molecular function: protein binding. NCBI's taxonomy places the organism in Eukaryota, Metazoa, Chordata, Chondrichthyes, Rhinopristiformes, Pristidae. The coding region runs from base 677 to 2770 and encodes 697 amino acids. The record is from RefSeq and is a predicted model, not a curated record. The transcript has 2 exons.
GGAAUUCUGUUUAGGCUAAACGGAAUCGACAGCUUUUACGCCAACAUUUGGCUGCUGGUGUGAAUUGAUUUUUCUACCACCGAUCGCCUGAUCAGACGCUUUUUUUUAGCCACCACGGCUCAGCAGAGGGUGUUAGCUCUUUCACCGGGCACCAAACUGGAAAGGAUCACAGUCGCUUAGCACAUCCCCGAUGUAGAGAGAGAGAGAGAGAAAGGCGGCAAAGAGGUGGCGGAAUAUGCAGAGAUUGCAGAAUUUCUCUCUCUCCGGCACCUUGUGCUUCACCCGGCGGAUGGUAUCAGAAUCCAAAUGCAACUGAGUGAAUCUGGAUUAUAUAUCUAUCGCCUGCGGGAAACGGCGGCAACGAAACCGGGGAACAGUGUAAUGGAUUGCAAAGCCUGAUUAUGCACUUGCUUAUUGUUUGCAGUUUUUCUAAUGCCUCUCUGUUUAGACAAGUACCAGGGCUGUGCAUAGUCUUGCGUUCCUGCUUGGGGUACGUAUCCACACUCCGCUAUCCGGAUUGACAAACAACUCCUAUACUUUCCGGGCUCGGAUCCUCUUUGUUUAAUAUUUAUACAUGUAAUUUAAAACAAACAAACAACAACGCUGAAACUAUUUGUUUUUUUUCAUUUAUGUGUGUUUUAAAAAAUAAUUCGGCUGAGGCAGUUCAUGGCAUGAGAUGGGAGGCAGAUGCUACUGUUUGAAAAUGCUGCCGUGGUUUGUGUUGGUGCAAAUCAUUCUGGGGUUUGCUUGGGGCAAUACGACUACGGACCUUUGCGAGAGGAUGUGCUCUUGCAUCGAGGUGGAGGGAGUCCUGCACAUCGACUGCGAGAGAAGAGGCAUCUCCGACCUGCAGCAUUACAGCGCGCCUACCUCCCGCUUCUACCAACUCUUCCUGCAUGGCAAUUCUCUGUCCAAACUCUUCCCCAACGAGUUCGCCAACUUUUACAACGCGGUCACUCUGCACCUGGAGAACAACGGCCUGCACGACAUCAUCCCGGGAGCUUUCCUGGGGCUGCAACUGGUGAAGAGGCUUCACAUCAAUAACAAUAAGAUCAAAGGUUUCAGGAGGCACACCUUCCUGGGGCUGGAUGAUUUGGAGUACCUGCAGGCGGACUUCAACCUGCUGCGGGACAUCGACCCCGGGGCUUUUAGGGACCUCAACGAGCUCGAGGUCCUGAUUUUGAAUGACAACCUCAUCACCUCACUCCCGGCUGACCUGUUCCAAAAUGUGCCCAUCACACAUCUGGAUCUGCGGGGAAACAGGCUCAAGACGCUGCCCUACGAAGGGAUUUUAGAACUCAUCCCCGGGGUUGCUGAGAUUCUGCUGGAGGACAACCCCUGGGACUGUACGUGCAGUCUCCUGCCCCUGAAAGAAUGGCUAGAGCACAUCUCACAUUCGGCUUUGAUUGGAAGAGUAGUUUGCGAGGCACCCCUGCGAUUGCAAGGAAACGACCUGAAUGAGACAUCCGAGUUCGAUCUCUGCCCCUCGCAGAAUGAAAAUGAUUUAAGUCUUGCUGCUCCUCCUGCUCAGUGGCCUUCAGGGCUGCCUCCAACUCCUGCCAUUCAGCAUCCAAGGCCACCAACUUCGGCAUCAGUGCAUAAAGGAGUAUCAAAGCCACGUGGAAACUGGCAACUGAGGACAAGACCUUCAGCCAAUGCUGUUGGGCCCAAUGGCAGUAGCAAUCCCCUUUUAUUAACUGGAUGCCCAACAGCUUGUAGCUGUUCUAUCACUAGCCCCGAAUCAGGUUUUGAGGUUAACUGCAGGGGCAGCAAACUGGAGAGUGCAGCAGAUCUCCAGCCCAAACCACUUAAAGCGCAGGAACUCUUCCUCAGACAGAACAAUAUAGGAAUCAUAAAGAAGACUCAUUUCCUGGACUACAGCAGUUUGACUUUGUUGGAUUUGGGAAAUAAUGCCAUUAAGUUAAUAGAAAACAACACUUUUUGUAAUCUCACCAAUUUGCGUUGGCUGUAUCUGGAUAAUAAUAACUUAGAAACUCUGAGCCCUGAUAUGUUUGCAGGGCUUCAAAAUACAGAGUACCUAAACUUGGAGUUCAAUUUAAUUCAGUUAAUCCUACCAGGCACAUUUAAUUGGAUGCCAAAUCUGAGAGAAUUGUUUUUGCAUAACAAUUUAUUGAAAUCUUUGCCUGUAGAUGUGUUUUCUUCCAUCUCCCUCUCCAAGCUAAGUCUACAUACCAAUUAUUUCAUGUAUCUCCCAGUUACUGGUGUUUUGGAUCAAUUAACUUCUGUUGUGCAAAUUGACCUUCAUGGAAAUCCAUGGGAUUGUUCCUGUAACAUCAUCGCUUUCAAACAAUGGGUUGAGAGGAUGGGCACUGAUGUCGUUGUAAGCGAAUUAAAAUGUGCAUCUCCAGAAGAAUUUUGGGACAGAGAUUUUAAGUCGAUAAGCAAUGAACUGAUGUGCCCGGAGUUAUAUGCAAAAAUCCAUCUAACGUUUUCCUCAUCCAGUAACAUUACCAUAUCAACAGAGACAGGGACUCAUGUGAAUCCAUACUUGGAGACCAGCAGAGUUUCUAUUUCAGUGCUGGUGCCAGGCCUUUUACUUGUCUUUGUUACAUCUGCCUUUACAGUUGUGGGCAUGCUGGUGUUUAUCUUGAGAAAUCGUAAGAGAUCAAGAAAAAGGGAUACCAACUCCUCUGCUUCAGAAAUUAACUCCUUGCAAACAGUAUGUGAUUCUUACUGGCACAAUGGGCCUUACCACGCAGAGGGACCUCAUAGAGUAUACGAUUGUGUUGCACACACCCUUUCAGACUAGGCGUCAUGAAAUGAAAUACUGAAAGUAUAGAGUGUGAUUUAAAGCAGCACAUUUAUCUGGAAGUGAGGUUCUGACAUUGAAGAUUACAGGCUCCUGAUGUAAAUAAUGUUACCAUAGGCUUCUGCUAAAAAAAAUCUGCAACAGAAUGUUGAACUCAGCUUUCUAAUGAACAAUAAAUAGCAGACAUAUUACAAAAGUGCAUAUAACUUUUAGAACUAACCAUUUUUCUCCUGCUGUGAAACAUACGUGUAUUUUGGAAGUAAGCACAGGAAUAAUGCUGUUGCUUUCCAGUGCUCUUUUCAUGUUGAUAUUCCGAUGUAUAUGACAAAUUAAGCAGUUAUGUAAAAAAUUAUAAAGAAAAUUUGUUGUCAUUUGGAGAUAUGGGAGAAUUGUAAAGAGAAUACACAGAAUGGGGGGGAGGGAGCAGUAGAUUACAGCAGUUAGCUUUCACAGUUGUAAAGUUGCACGAACGCAUGAAUGUAUUGUACAGAACUGUCUAAUUAGAAACAAGUGAUGCAUGUCAUGCAUGAACUCAACACCACGGGGAUACACUACAUAGCUGAAAGAAAUAGCUAUUACUAUGCUCCAUUCAUGAGGACUAAUUAUAUUCUAUGAAGUCAUGUAUCCGGUAUUGAUCACAGUGACCUUCCCCUGUUUAUUUUUGCGGUGAUUAUAAUUGUGCAGUUUGUGCUAUUAUUGCUUAGAUAAGGUGUAAGCUGCAAGUUCAUCUUGUUUUAGGCCAUAUUUGUUCAUGCAUGAUUAAUAAUUAUUUAAUUUAUAUUAUGAAUUUUUCCAUGUUUUGGGUGUUAUUUUAUAUUUGCUAAUGCCUAUUCCCAUCUAAAUUUUAGUGUAGUUACUAUGUUUUGUACCGUGGUAAUGAAAUUCAAAUGGCCAAUGGAAUAUUCUUUUUUUUAAACUUGGGAAUAAAUAUAUAAAGUACACUUAAGCAUGACCAAUUAAUGUCAUUCUAUUGCUCAGGCUGCUUCAGUGAUACAAUGUAAACUACUUUAUUCAAGUCAUCAUUUUGUCACAUAAUAAAAUGAAAAAUGCUAUGGAGGUGGCACUUAGAGGACACUUAAUAGGAUUAUUUUAGAGUUUUAUAAUGGCAAUUUUUUUCAACAUUAAAAUGACUGGUUUAAUCUGAAGACUCAUUUAGUUAUUUAGUCCUCAUCGAAGCAUAAUUCCCAGCUGCAUGAAGAGCUUUGCUCACACUUAUCCAUGGUGUUAAAUAUUUAUAAAUCACCAUCUCAUUUGUUUUGCAGCUGUUUAAACUUUGGAAGACCCUGAAAUAUUCCAAAAUGCUCUGAAGUGACCAUGGUAUUUUUCCGUGACAGCCACAAUCAGUGAUACCCAUAGCUGACUGCUAGGCUUUACUUGGGUUCAGAAGUAAUCAUCAUUUAGUUUUGAAUUGAUCUGUGAACUACAGUGUCACUUAAAUGGUCAGCACAUUGGACUGAUAGUGCAAAGUGCUGGCAGCCUGGCAACGGAUACUUUCCUAAUGGAAUCUAUUGGCAGUAAAUGGUUCCUCAGCUCAUAAAAUACCUUCUUUGUUCAAAAAAAAGAGUGUUGUUGCAAUCCUCGGAAUUUAUAAACAAGCAGGCUUGAAUCCUGUCCUAUGUGAAGCAGGAGGUCGUUUGCUACAUACAGGGUUGGUGUCGGGGGAGGGGGAGGAGGGAGAGUGUGUGGAGGAGGGUUGGUUUAUGUGGAGGACUGGUGUAUGUGGAGGAAGGGGUGAUAUUUGUGGAGAGUAGGUAAUAUGAGGGUGUAUGUUCAUGUGGAAGAGGGGUAGUGUAUGUGGAGGAGGGUGGUUUCUGUAGGGAUUGAUGGGAUUGUUCUAGGAUGGUUUUAUUUCCUGUGCUUUUGACAAGCCAGUUAAGCGUACAUCUGACGACCUUCAAUCAAUAAAAUGUAAAACAAGUAAAAAAUGUUACUGAUGCAGCAUUAUGGUUUCAAGUACUAAUAACUGUACAUACAGUGUGAAAAUUAAUGUGUAAAGGUUUAACAGAUUUGUAUAAAAUUCCCUUCUCUGCUAUUUUAAUACCUAUUGUAAUGCUUUGAUGUCA